AUGACCUUUCCCGAAAUAGAAACCGUAGCCAUCGUAGGUGCCGGCCCUGGUGGUCUUGCAUCGCUCUAUGAAUUCCUCCAUCUUAACAAGGAUGGAAGUUCAACCGUUGGUUCGGCUCCGUCAGCCGACCCGAAGUUUGCAGUCACCGUGUUUGAGCAGAAAUCAAGUGCCGGAGGUAUUUGGGCCCCCAGUGAAGAGGCAGACUUGCCUGUCCCUCCACAACAUUUGUUGGACACUGACCGGUACAACGAACCGGACGUCAUCCACCCAAAGGUCCCCAUCCCAGAGGAGGUCCGUGCCGAUGGAAGCGCCGCCACCUACAACUCUCCAUAUGUCACCCAGCUGAAACAACUCGAUCGUGAGCUUGAAUGGAAAAGAAGUGGGGUGUAUCCAGACUUGUUCACCAACAUUCCUUCGAGAUUUAUUCGGUUCCUGUACCAGGACAACGAGCCAGAGUACAAUGACAAGAAGCGGGCCAUCUACCCAUUCCUCACUCAAAAGGAAUUGGCUCUGCGGUUUACCAAUUUCAUUGCCAAGGAGCAACUCUCAAAGCACAUCCGCUACAACACAAGGGUUGAAGAAGUCACCAAGGAUCAAGCCCGUGGCAAAUGGAUCAUCACUGUGCGUGAGACAAACGAGAAGGCAGGUACUGAAAGUUGGUACAAGCAAGAGUUUGACGCAGUGGUGGUGGCCAAUGGCCAUUACACAGUGCCCAACUUCCCCCGGUUGAAAGGGUUGGCCGAGUUCAACCGUAAGAACCCAGGCGUGUUGAUCCAUGCCAAGUCGUACCGAGACCUGAACAUCUUCCGGGGCAAGCGUGUGUUGGUGGUUGGAGGAGGAAUCUCUGCCGCCAACUUGGUUCAAUACAUUUUCCCCUUGGCCCUGGAAACUGUCAUCACUCGUAGGGGUCCACAUCUUGUAUUCCCCUGGAUUGAUCUGGGAUUGGAAUCCCCUGGUAUAGUGACCAAGCCUCCUAUUCAGGAGUUCCAGGACGAUGGGUCGGUUGUCUUUACCGAUGGCAGUGUGGCCGACAAGUUUGACGUGGUUCUCCUCACCACGGGGUACCAUUACCAUUACCCAUUCUUGGACAACUACUUGAAGGUUGUUGAUCCUUCCAAUUUGAGUAGAGUUGCCGGGCUUUACCAGCAAACAUUCUCCAUCGAUGACCCAACGUUGGCGAUCGCCGGGGUUGCCGUUUCCGCCAUCAACUUCCACACCAUCGAGGCCAGUGCUGCGGCCAUUGCCGGGGUUUGGUCUGGUGCCAAACAACUCCCUCCACGCGAAGAGCAACAGAAGUGGGAGACCGACAGAGUUGCUGCGUUGGGCGACAACUUGUUCUUCCAUUACUACCCCUAUGCGACGGUUGAGGCCGAUUACAUUGCCCAAUUGCACGCAUAUGCGGCCCAUGGCAGACCUAGUCCGUUUGUUGAGGACGGCAAGUACGUGGCAGACGUUGGUGUUGGGCUUGACUAUUUGGAGCAAUUGUUCUACAAGUUGAAGGAGGGCAAGUUGACCAUCGAGGAGACGAAGUAG
Molecule: messenger RNA, 1533 nt
Organism: [Candida] anglica
Lineage: Eukaryota; Fungi; Ascomycota; Pichiomycetes; Serinales; Debaryomycetaceae
Source: the annotation of a GenBank genome assembly